Molecule: messenger RNA, 1182 nt
Organism: Papilio xuthus (Asian swallowtail)
Lineage: Eukaryota; Metazoa; Arthropoda; Insecta; Lepidoptera; Papilionidae
Product: DNA replication complex GINS protein PSF1
Exons: 4
Coding region: 325-912 (195 amino acids)
Biological process (GO): DNA replication; DNA strand elongation involved in mitotic DNA replication
Cellular component (GO): GINS complex
Source: RefSeq, a predicted model, not a curated record
GUCAAGUUGAAGUUGAAUGAUAAGUGUUAGGUUAUGUUUUGAUUUUUUAAAAUGUUUUUUUCUUUUAAAUACAAUUUUACUUGAUUGAACUCUGAUUACAAAAACAAAAUUAAAUUGGGUUUCAAUUUAUUUUACCAAAGAUAAAGAAAAGCCACUUGUAGCAAAGAAUACCUUAACAUUGUUUUGGCGGGAAUAUUUUAGCAUUUUAUUUUUCAAGCAAAAGGCUGAAUGAUAACUGUAAUCUUAAAAAAAAGUUAAUAACAUAAUGAAGGGGUAGUUUCAAUUCUUUUCAAGACCAAAAAGGCGAGUCGUUUCAUGUAGAGAAUGUUUGGGGAAAAAGUGAUAGAAUUAAUUAAGGAAGCUGAAAGGAAUCGUGAUACAAUUGAUCAGUACAAUGAUGAAAAAGUGCGUCAGAUUAUUGAGGAGAUGCAUGUGUUAUUCAAAAUGAACAUGGCGGAUGCAAAUGCGACAUCGGAGAACAAAUCUCUUUGGACAACUGUGCAAGUGAGGCACUCAGCAUUGGAACGUAACAAGCGUUGUCUCCUCGCAUACCUCUGCAACCGAAUGAAUAAAAUUAGAACAUUACGCUGGGAGUUUGGUUCGGUGCUUCCAUCAGAUGUGAGAGAGUUGCUCUCCGAUAGCGAGUACACGUGGUUCUCAAAGUACUCUACAAAUCUCGCGACUUACAUGAGGUCGCUUGGUCAAGACAUCGGCUACAGCGGGAUAGACCUCACAGAGAACCUCAGACCGCCCAAGUCUUUGUACAUCGAAGUAUUAUGUAUGUCAGAUUAUGGAAAGCUGGAACUGGAGGAUGGAGACGUGAUACUGUUAAAAAAGAACAGCAGGCACUUCCUACCGACUUCGGAGUGUCAGACUUUGAUACGUCAGGGCAUCUUGAAACAAAUUACUUAGCAUUGUUAAAUUAAGCGUUAGUUCGAUAAAUCAUAAAACACCAAGUGGGACCAAAAGUGGCAAAUAUUUUUAGUGUUUUGAAUCCUGGAAGAAUUAAUUCGUUUUGCGUUUGUUUAAAAUGUGAAUAAAGUGAUGUUAAAGUAAUGAUUAAAAACAUCGGAUGUUGUUGUUUCUUUGUCUUGAUUAUUGAGUACAAUGUUAAAGAAUAACGAUUUAAAAUCGAUUUAUGUGUAAAAACCCAGUGAUUAUGUUAUGUCCUAAUAAACAUAC